AUGAAGCUAUCAUACAUCAUACAACCUCAGUGUCUGUUUAUAUUCCUCAGGUUUAAUCGCACUCUAUAUGAAGCUUACGUGGAGGAAAAUUCAUCUCCUGGCCAGCUAGUCAUCAACCUGGUGGCCACGGACCUUGAUGCCUGGGACCUGGGCAAGCUGCAGUACACCAUCCUGCACCAGACUUCAGAGGGAGCCUUCACCGUGGACAAAGAAGGCAACCUAUACACUGAGACACCUCUGGAUCGCGAGUCCCUGCCUGUGCACAGCCUCAAGGUGUCUGUGAUGGACGAGGGGGGCCGGGCCAGCUUCACGGCGGUGCGUGUGACGGUCCGCGACAAGAACGACAACCCACCAGUCUUCAUGUUGCCGGAGUAUCAGGCGAACAUCAACACUGACGUGGCUCCCAGGACAACCAUUCUCAAGGUCGAGGCCAGUGACGCAGAUGAAGGGGCAAACAGUGAAGUGAAAUACCGCAUGUAUGAAGCCAACAGUUCUGAGGUGCUGGAGCUCUUCUCGGUCAACCCCACCACCGGCGAGGUCACCGUGGCACAGACCACCCACAGCCGAGAAAAUGAGGUGUACCAGUUUUUCAUCCGUGGCGAGGACAGCGGCUCCCCCCAGCACCACUCCGACGUGCCCGUCACCAUCUUCCUGCUGCCCCCUCAUGAGAACCCCCCGCACUGCGCCAGGAAGUAUGCACAGUUCUUCAUCAGGGAGGACGCCCCCAUCGGCAAUGUGAUCACGACCCUGUGGAUGGCGGGGCCACAGUCAGUGCAGUACCUGAUCAUGGUGGACGAGGGCAUGAAGGCAGCCAGUGAGGAGAGGGAGUCUGGGGAGAGUUCAGGGCCCUUCACCGUGACCUCCACUGGCCUGGUGGUGGUGCACAGGGCCCUGGACCAUGAGCGGCGACGCACACAUCACAUCAGCGUCACCAACCGUACACUGACCACGCCGCCCACGGUGGACUACAUGACCAUCUCUGUGGUGGUGAUGGACGUGAAUGACUGCCCUCCACGCUUCUCUGAGUCCAGCUACACAGCCCUGGUGGCCGAGAACAGCGAGGUGGGCGCCACCGUCACCAUCCUCACGGCCGCUGAUGACGAUGAAGGAAACCAUGGCCAGAUCCAGUACAGCCUCGGCCCCGAUGAAAGCGCUGUAGUGAAGUCAACUUUCCGCAUUGAUCCACACACUGGGACGCUGACCCUGACGGCCCCGCUGGACCGCGAGACCAUGGCCCAGUACUCCUUCACCGUCACUGCCACUGACGGGGGCCCCAAGCCUCUGUCCACCAGCACAAGAGUCACUGUACUGGUCAAGGACUACAACGACAACCCUCCAGUGUUCACCAAAGACACUUACGUCACUGCUGUGCCUGAGGACACCGCCACGGGCACGGCGGUGGUGGAGCUCAGCGUGACGGACGCCGACGAGUCUGUGGCCGAACUUGACUUCUUCAUCACCGGCGGCGACCCUGACGGCCAAUUCCUGGUGCACGCCUCAGGGGAGGUGUACGUGGCCGGUGAGCUGGACCGGGAGAGGCACGCCAAGUACACCCUCACCGUCACCGUCACCGACGGGAAGUUUACGGCCAACACGACUGUUACUGUGACAGUCAUCGACAUCAACGACAACGGUCCGGUGUGCAAGGAGCCAAUCUACCGUCGGGAGAUCUCUGAGGAUGCCACCCCAGGCACCCACGUGGCCUCUGUUGUGUCCUGGGAUGCCGAUGAAGGCACUGCUGCCUGGAGCCGCUACAUUCUCACCGGGGACAGCGCCCACCACUUCAGUAUUGACCAGCUGAAUGGCCACGUGGCCACAGCCACCCAGCUGGACAGAGAGGCACGGGACCACUAUCACCUCACUGUUGUGGUGGAGGACUGGGAGCACAAGGCCUGGCAGUGUGAGGUGGUGGUGGAGGUCCUGGUGACGGACACCAACGACAACCCCCCGUCCUUCUCCCUGGCCACCCACGCCGCCACCCUGCUGGAGGACGCGCCCAUCAACACCAUCGUCCUCAAGACAUCUGCCACGGACCCUGACCUCGGCAUCAAUCGACAGCUGCUGUACAACUUUGUGGACUCAGCGGAGGGCCACUUCACCAUUGACGAGAUGGAGGGUGUGGUCAGCCUGGCCCGGCCCCUGGACCGUGAGACAAGGGACUCCUACAGCCUGACAGUGUGCGCCGUGGACCAGGGAAGCCCACCGCUGUCAUCCACCACGCAGCUCAUCAUCACAGUCUCAGGUUUGUGA
This is a messenger RNA of Eriocheir sinensis (Chinese mitten crab), 2250 nucleotides long. Its product is annotated as protocadherin Fat 1-like. Gene Ontology annotation, molecular function: calcium ion binding. The record is from RefSeq and is a predicted model, not a curated record. Lineage: Eukaryota; Metazoa; Arthropoda; Malacostraca; Decapoda; Varunidae. The coding region runs from base 1 to 2250 and encodes 749 amino acids. The transcript has 13 exons. Gene Ontology annotation, biological process: homophilic cell-cell adhesion. Gene Ontology annotation, cellular component: plasma membrane.